AAACUACGUAUUGUACAGUGCGUAGUGUUAUUUGCGUCACUAGGAAUGAGCUGCGAGUCCAGACUGUACUUUGGUAGCGUUUCCCUGUGGAACUACUUCGUUAGCGGUGGUCACUGAGAAAGUUGCGGACGGACCGCAGAACGCCGUCGGUUGAGCAGCGCUCGCUGGUGAUUCCGAGCGUUUGUGUGGUGCUUGUCAGCUUCAAAAGUGUCCGAGAAACCUGUGCCAAAUACUUGAUGCCGUCGUAUGUGUCUCCUGAGGCCUGGUUCUGGGCGCUAUCGGAUACCUAAUCGCAGGAAAGAGGCAGCCCAGCUCGGGGCCACAGUCGCGGCAGCAGCAGCAGCAGCGGGGCGGUGGCAUGGCUGCGGCCACCGCGGACGGGGGUGCAGCAGGCGUCCGGCUGAGCGGCCACACGCUGGAUAAGGCCACCAAGGCCAAGGUGCACCUGGAGAACUACUACUCCAACCUGGUCACCCAGCACCUAGAGCGCAAAGGCCGCCACGAGCGCCUCGAGGAGACCAUGCGUGAGGAAGGGCUCUCCGAAGAGCAGAAGAAAGAGAAGCGGAUGCAGCACUCGCUGAAGGAGACAGAGUUCCUGCGGCUCAAGCGUUCGCGACUAGGUGUAGAAGAUUUUGAGCCACUCAAGGUGAUUGGCCGAGGUGCCUUUGGUGAGGUCCGGUUGGUCCAAAAGCGUGACACAGGCCACGUCUAUGCCAUGAAGAUCCUUCGCAAGGCUGACAUGCUCGAGAAGGAACAGGUGGCGCAUGUUCGUGCUGAGCGUGAUGUGUUGGUGGAGGCUGACCACCAGUGGGUGGUGAAGAUGUACUACAGUUUCCAAGACGCCAUCAACCUGUACCUCAUCAUGGAAUUUCUCCCUGGCGGGGACAUGAUGACACUGCUGAUGAAGAAGGACACCCUGUCGGAAGAGUGCACCCAGUUCUACAUAGCAGAGACGGCACUGGCCAUCGACUCCAUCCACAAGUUGGGCUUCAUCCACCGUGACAUCAAGCCUGACAACCUACUGCUGGACGCUAGGGGGCACAUAAAGCUUUCGGACUUUGGCCUCUGUACGGGUUUAAAGAAGUCCCACCGGACAGAAUUCUACCGGGAUCUGUCGCAGGCCAAGCCGUCGGAUUUCACAUCAAACCCGAUGGACUCCAAACGGCGAGCUGAGAGUUGGAAGAAGAACCGACGCCAACUGGCAUACUCCACAGUGGGCACACCCGACUACAUUGCGCCCGAGGUGUUCCUGCAGACGGGCUACAGCAGCUCCUGCGACUGGUGGUCCCUGGGCGUCAUCAUGUACGAGAUGCUCAUAGGCUACCCGCCGUUCUGCUCCGAGACCCCCCAGGAGACGUACCGCAAGGUGAUGUCAUGGCGCGAGACGUUGGUGUUCCCGGCCGAGGUGCCGAUCUCGGAGGACGCGCGGGCCCUCAUCCAGGGUUUCUGCUCAGAGGCCGAGCGCCGCGUUGGUGCCCACGGUGGCUUGGCGCAGAUCCAGGCGCAGGCCUUCUUCCGCGGCGUUGACUGGGAGCACAUCCGCGAGCGACCCGCAGCCAUCCCCAUGGAGGUCAAGAGCAUUGAUGACACCUCCAACUUCGACGAUUUCCCCGACGUUGACCUCAAGAUCCCCUGUGCCCCUCCUGUGACGCCGAGCAAGGAGCACGUGGAGGCUGGCUACAAGGACUGGGUCUUCAUCAACUACACCUUCAAGCGCUUCGAAGGGCUCACGCAGCGUGGUGUCAAGCCUCCCAAGAAGUGCUGACUGGCAUGGCUGCACGACGACAGAUUAAGCAAAGUGCGCACGGACACUGAGCGUGCGCAGUGCGACAACUCGUGGACUCUGUGGUGUGCAAGCUUUUAUGGCCGGUGCGUCACUGCUGCAUCAUUUUUCUUGACGCUGGUGAUACCUUUUGCCCGAUCCUUCUUUCCCGGGGGAUUAGUCUGAUGAGACACGGACCGCGUGUGUGUGUGCCACGUGCGCGGGCACUUCCUGUGAGAAGGCGUCGGUCAGCGUGACAUGGAACGUGUUUGUGUGAGUGGUUGUAUGUGUGUGUGUGUCCGGUCUGGGAAGGUGGUUGGUGUUGACACUCGAGAGACUUCGGAAGAUGUGUUGGAAGAUAGGCUGCUGGAUGUGUCUGCUGCACUGGCACGGCUGGAAGUUGCAGGUUUCAAGAGCUGAUUUGAGGCAUGUGUUCGUGCUUGUAAGCAAGUGGAAGGCUAAGUAGAAAGGAAUGCAUAGGGGUAACAUUAGAAAGAGUGACAAAUUUUGGAACACUGGAAAUGAUGCAGUGAGUCAUUGCAGGGCCCUUAUGCAUUCUGGCAUGAAUACGGAUGGGGCAGAAGUACACGAUCUCCUCACUUGGCUAGAAUGUAGAACACACACUUGUGCAUUCGUCUUCAUUUUGAGCAUUGCUAGGGGCAGUGUUGAGGAUGCUAGUAUUAAAUGCUGACUCUGCCAGCAGUUUCUGGAGAAUGCUGUUAGUGUUACUAGUGGUUCAUUUCUAUUCACUUCUGCAUACACCCUGCUGUUGUAGGAAUAAGCAAGCAGUAGCUGGUCAACAGUACAAGACAGCUGUUGGACCUGUGGAUUUCACCAAUUUUACCUGGCAGGUGUGUCAUGCGUGCACUGCCAAAGUGCAUCUGCUGUGCCCAUUUUGAAGUGCAAUAAACUGUCGUAGUAAGUGCUAAUGGUUAUGGCAGCCUUGGGAUUUGAGCAGACCGAUUGGAAUUUGUGACUUUCCACUAGCUCAGUUUAAGAGUGGUUGCUGGGCUACUUGCAGGACGGGGUCGCCAGUGUACUGGGACAAUGUGGAAUGAAGAUGGUGAUAAACUUCAGUUCAGCAUUAGGGUCACAUUUUGUGCCGAGUGCUUUGGGGGUAGUCUGCUGCCAUCUUUUAUUAAAUAGCAAAGGUUGCAAAUUGUCAGUAGUGUAACAGUAUCAUCGCAUUAGCAGCAUGUCUUGCUGUGUCUCCAUUUUUUUUUUUUUUCUGCUGAGACAUUUACUGGUGCUGUCAGGUAUUAGCAUUUGUCAUUUGAGUUGAAUUAGUAACUGGCCUCUAGUGGAGCAAUGGAUCCUUGCUCGAUAUGUGCAAUUUAGACCCAAGUGGGAUUCGAUCACCCCCAUCAGCUUAGCUAAGGACACUCAAGAGAUUUCCAAGUGGUUAGCAAGAAGGGAGAACACUGGCAGUCAUGUUGAAGAGGUUAUUCACUGAAAUAAUCUGUAUGGCACCAGCGCCACUUGCCCUGAUUUUGUGAAGUGGUAUUGAAGCUUGCAAGUGUUCGGGAAAGACAUAGCUGGUUAGAUUCAACAUUGCUUAUGCAUUGUUGUGCCUACCCAAAAUAAUAUCCAUUGUACGCUCUUGUAUCUUUCAGAUUGUGACAAAAGUGCACCUAAUUUCGUGCACUUUGCUAAGCUGCCCACUGCUAGUGUUUCAUCCUAAGGUGCCAUUAUCAUUACGAGUGAUGGAGGGCCCCUUUGCUGGGUAGUCAUUGCAGUUUUGUCAAAGUGAUUAAAACAUUAUUUGCGUGCAGUGCUAUUUCGUAUGGCUGCUUGCACAGGAUACAUAAGCAGUGGCAAGUGUGAGUAAGUCUGCACUUGGCUCUUUGUCUCGGUCCUUUGUGGUCAUUGCUCUCUCUGGAGGGCUAGUCUCCAGAGUGAGCUUGAGAGUAUUUUAAACCUGCAUUUUUCUAAAGCCGAGGCCUAAAUCUGUAGCUUGAGAAACCUGCCUUUCGCAGCCUCCAUUGCAAAGGCUGUAGCAUCAAGUCUCGGUUUUGUCUUGUAGUAGUUGCACACAUUGUGCCAUUUAUUACUUAGACUUGCUCGUGGCAUUGCGAAUAAUGUUUUGCUUUCCAAAGUGUUACACCCAUGGGCAUGCAGUUUUUCACUUUGUUGAAAUUCAAGCGAAAUUUCAUUGCAUAUUUGUGCCCGUUGUGGUGAUCAUGCAUUUUUUUAUUGCAAUAGAUGUUGUUUGAAACGUUGCCAAGCUGUCCAACUUCAGCCUUUAUUGGGCAUUUCUAGACGUUUAGUUUCUUGCAAGUACUAUUUCUGAACAUUCUCACUUGCUCACUGACAGCUCUACUUGGUGAAUUUUGCUGUGAUUUCAAAUGCGAACUAUGGGGCAGGUUUUAAAGUGUAAUGACUCGUCAUAUCAUGCAGCACUGCACUCCAUUUCAUACUUAACAAGCAAUUCUGUGGAAGCAAUGCAAGUGGUGCAGUCGUAACAGUCUGCCACUCCGGACAUAUUGUGAUGAAUUGGUUUUGAUCAGCGAGGUCUCCCAGGAACUUCACAUAAAUAUAAUAAAUGGAGUUACUGCAAUUAUGUCUAAUCUAAGUGUGUAUUGGUUUGCUUCCAAUAUGUGACUCAGUAUGUUUUGCUGCAAAUGCAGGCAGCGCACCCAGGAGACUGCACAGUAAGGUGCUGUUUCACAAACGUAUCACUCCAUGCAUUUCAUAGUGGACAGGGCAGAAUGAUGUAAUAACUUAAUUCUGGAUCUUUUCCUUCUGUCGCUUCUUCAGUUUUUUCACUGGAGUGGUUGUUUGUGGUGGAUAACGAGCAAGAAAUAGAAUUGAGCUAAAAAAAAUCUUUACGUUCUAAGUUUAGGUAGAGUGCUGCAUUUUUCAUCUAAAAAUAUAUCCAUAUACUAAAACUGCAAUGUAUCACAGUAACGUUGAAUCAGGUUUUGUAUUGAUUCAUAUGUUCUGCUUGCCAUAUUUACUUAAGCGCUAGCUUUAGUUGCGAGCUGAGGUGGUGUGAAAAGUUGUCCUAGCUUCCACAGUAGUGCAUACAUAGUGUGAAAUGGAGUAUAUGCGAUACUUCAGCACCAACGAAAGAAAAAGUCGAAAAAGAAAAUGGUGUGCAAGUUGUUCUGGCAGUGUGUUUUGACCUGUGUGUUUUCUUGCCUGUGUUCUGGAACUUGUAGCGAGCCUUAAAGUGUUUCCUCAUGAGUUCUGCAAAAUACAGAGACAAUGUUGACAGGAUUCUUACUAAAGUGGGGCAAGCUUAGCAUGGUCGCAUUCCUUAUUUGGCGGCCUUAGAGCAAUGUAGGGUUAUGAGCAACUGUGCUUCGUCAAAUCAGCCAUUUGGUCACAGUGUUGUUACCCGCGAUAUUUGACUGGGGCUUUCUUUCAAACUGCUAAGCAAGCUGGCAGAUGAUCAUUGUUUUGUCCAGUCUUAAAAUAUUGUCUUCUCCAGUGUUUUCCUUAUAAGCCUGCUACAUUCACAGUUCAAACAUUUCAUGCUUGAAGUGGGCAUAUUCGCUUGUACUUUUAGCUGUGCUGAUCUGCAGCACAUUCCUGGCAUCCAUUUUCUAGUUAAUUGCUCCCUAGAAGACUAGUAGCCAUUAGCCUUUGCAAAAGCUAGAUUCUGCCUAGCAUUGAGGGGCUGCUGUUUGCAGCAGCGAGGCUCAUAGUCUGAGAAAACAAAAAAAAACUACCCGAUUUGUCUUCAUAGGCGUGUGAACAUGAUCACUUAUGUGCACAGUGCAUGCAGGCAAGCUUAUACCAUGAUUGAGUGCUUUUAUUAUUAUUUUUUGUAGAGAACACAAUUUUAUGCCGUACUAGCUCGGCGGACAGAAAUGGGUAAUAGGCCUGGGCUUGUAAAAGUAUCCUGAGAAGGCUUUCGUUGCAGUAUCAGCAUCUGAACAAAGCUGCUGCCUUGUGUCUCAAUGAAGGGCAAGUGGUCCAAUAUCUAAUGAUUUUUCAAGUUUCCUCGAUUGCCGUAAUGUUGCGUUGAGAAUUGAAUGACAGUCGUGUAGUAAUGAAUUGUGUCACCCUUCUGAAUGCUGCUAGCUGUUCAGAGCCUGCAGAAUGCCUGUUGCUGCAGUUGGCUGCUGCGAGGGUGGGCUCAUUGGAGCUGCUUGCUGGACAUGUACCGAAUGCUGCACAAGUAAGAGUGCACAGGCGGCUCUGGCUAAGCCGUUGCUUCGUUUGAGGUCAAAAUUGGAGCAGAGAGGUGCCAUUUCAGAGUGAAUGCAAUUUCAACACCAUAAUUUGAUGCACUACAUGUCUGCUUCAUCCAGAAUAAUUUGAAAGUGUGCACCAUUUACAGUAGCUGCAGACAAAAAUAAAAAAAUAGCCUUUGCAGGAAUCUUGCUCUAUAACAGCAAAACAUGGCAUGCCUGUAUUUCACCCUAACAACACAGGACACAACCACUCUAUUGCAGUGAAAUCAAUGUUUUGAAUAUUGUCACUGCAGAGGAGAUUGCCAAUUUAUUAUCGAAAGAAGGGCAAUUAAUCCACGAAACCUGGCAAUAAACUGUUAAAAGAAGGCAAUUAAUCCACCAAACCUGGCAUUGAACUGUAUACACCACCUGUGUGCGAAAUUUGAUCACAACAGAGGCAGCAGUUUAGGCAAGAGCAGUUGUGUACACCUGGUCAAUCUCAUUUAUACAGCACUCGGUACAUACAAUCUAUAUGCGAAAGCCCAUUUCAGGGUACAUUUAAUGGACAGGUCAUGAAAGUUCCCAGGUUUGGGCCAAGGAAGGUUGGUUGGUGGUUGGCAGCUGUUUUGAACUCCGAUGCCCUGGCCAUUGUCGAAUAUUCCUCCGCUUAACCAAAGUUUUCAAGUGUUGAGAGACUGCCGCUCUACCUGUAAGAGGACUGUACAUAUGUUCUUUUUUUUUUCUCGUCCGGCUGCAACACUUGGUGGUUGUGGUUGCCAUGUGUGUUUUUCUCUGUGGUGGAAUUAUUUAUUAAUUGUCCUUUCUUGGUUACUUUUAUGAUUCACUUUUCUUUUUUCCCUUCUCUAAGAUGGUGUAUUUGAAUGUAGCACAUUACGUUUAGGUAUACCUUGCAGAUACGCGUAUAUUUUUGUUUUUUUCAGUGGUUUUUAAUGUGUUUAAUGCUGCCUCCUGCUGCACCCAGAUGUUUUCUUAAUGAACAAUGUUGCACAGUACUGCAUAACUGGUUAGCUCGCUUGUACCUGGUUUACUAUUGGAGCAUUUAAGAGGCAUGGAAAUUGAUGUCCAAUGUGCCUGUUGAUUUGGCAUUGCCAAUGAAAUUAACCAUGACAUUAACCAUUGUUAUGGUAACUCAGCUGUCGUGCCGGAAGACUCAAGACCCUUGGCUAUUUGAAGCCACUGGUGAAAAUGCACAACUACUCUCUCAUUGUAAGCAAAGAAACGUUUCCUUAGAUUCUGCACAGUGAAGUCGUAAAGCUUUAGCCGAGCAGGGUCCUGCUGGAUGUGGGGUUUUCAUACCCUCGUGUCUUAUCGUAAUUUAGAUAUCACAGCAUGCAGCACUUGCUACAUUGUUCAUUGUGAGCUUCAAGGUGCACUAGAUUGAACAGCAUUGGGUGUGUAACUGUUUCCUUUGGCUGUGCCGAGUUGUUGUACCAGUUUUAGCGCGUUCUAGCGUUCAAGUUGUUUCGCAUCGCUGAAAAGUUAAGCUGCACUGUUCUUUUUGGUGUUAUGAAUUUUUACAUAGCACAUAGAUUGUCUCCCUCGCUCCCCUUUUUUAAACUCUGAUAUGUGAAAUUUCUUUUGCUUCUCUCCCUUUCUUUUUUCUGUCCAUAGCUCCAUGUACAGCACUCAACCCUCUAAGAGAAUGUUUUCUUCCUUGUGCUUUCUGUCAUCCAAACCAAAAUUUCAUGCAACUAGUUUGCUGGGUACCAUGCUUUCCUGCAAGUCUCUGUUGCUUAGGUUGCAACUCUUGGUACUUUUUCUCUAUGAUACCAGUUGCCUUCUAAACGGCAAGUAUAGUUGAUUUUUAAAAUCCAUUAUAAUUGCAACAUAGUGUUCCAGUUUAGGAUGAAAAAACACAAACAAUAAAGAGUCGUCAAAUGA
This is a messenger RNA of Dermacentor silvarum, 7785 nucleotides long. It is a transcript of the gene trc, whose product is annotated as serine/threonine-protein kinase tricornered. Gene Ontology annotation, molecular function: protein serine/threonine kinase activity; ATP binding. Lineage: Eukaryota; Metazoa; Arthropoda; Arachnida; Ixodida; Ixodidae. Gene Ontology annotation, biological process: intracellular signal transduction; peptidyl-serine phosphorylation. The record is from RefSeq and is a predicted model, not a curated record. The transcript is spliced from 10 exons. Bases 359 to 1765 code for a protein of 468 amino acids.